AUAUCUAUUUAUUAUUAGGAAGCAUUGAAGCAUGUAUUUACUUGUUAUAUCAAAUGCGUUUUGUGGUGCCUGGUGGACCCCAGAAACUCAGAAAAUUCUUCUUCAGAAAAGGCGAGUCAAACUUCCAACUCUCCCAGUCCCACCAACUCUGCUUCUGUGCACCUUUCAUUCUGAAACAACUUUAUUCUUUCUUUUCAACACAAACUCCAUUUUGUAUAUUUAUAGGUCUCAUAUAUAUAUAUAUAUAUAUACAAUUAAUGGAUGGAAAAUUGAAACAAGAGAAGCAGCAAGCCAUGCAAAUUCAAAACAAAGCUGCCUCGCUAAAAUUAAGGUCCGCAAAUGAAGAUGUGAAGUUGGCUGCCGUAGCCAUAAGCUUCAACGUACGGUUGAGAUCAUCCGACAUGCCAACCCACAUGCAAGAACACGCCUUGAGAAGCACCAGAUCGCUCCUCGACUCUGUCGUUUCCACAAAAACGACAACAAAAACUCGUCCGAAGCCCAACCCCACCCUCCUCGCUAGAGCUCUCAAAAAGGAGUUUGACUUGUCGUACGGACCAGCGUGGCACUGCGUGGUCGGAGCGAGUUUCGGGUCGUUCGUGACUCACUCGCCAGGUGGGUUCGUCUACUUCUCCAUUGACUCACUGUCGGUUCUACUUUUCCAAACAGAGGUGAAGUUGGUCACGGAAGCUCAACAACAACUACUACUACGGAAUUAAAUUAAUUUCAAGAUUUGGAUUCAUUUAAGAUUUUUCUUCUCAUCCUAAUCUUGUAUUGUAUUGUAAUUAAUUUUUGCCAACUUCAGUACGCCAUUACAGAAAACGACACCUGUUGUUACAGUGUUACAAUCUGUGUCGUUUGUGCCUUUUUUGUGUCAAAGAGUUGUUACUUCCUUACUAGUGUGGUGUGAGUGGCAGAGCCAGUGUGUGAUGAAUUUGGUCUAUAAAGACACGCAAUAUCAGAAUAUGAGUAGAAGUAGAGCAUGGAUUUCUGUUUUUGGGUUAGGUUAGGAGACAGAGGAACAAGUUUGUCUGGCAUGUUCACUUUCCUAGAUAGAAUUCUUCUCCUAAUUUUGAAGUAAACUUUUUAUUAAAAGUUAAAAAAAAUAGUGUCAUGUUAUCAACCUAGGGAAAAGAAACGAACCGACUUGUGAUCUUAAACUUAUGAAGUCUAUUGCUUUGUCGU
Molecule: messenger RNA, 1182 nt
Organism: Cannabis sativa
Lineage: Eukaryota; Viridiplantae; Streptophyta; Magnoliopsida; Rosales; Cannabaceae
Exons: 2
Coding region: 54-716 (220 amino acids)
Biological process (GO): microtubule-based process
Cellular component (GO): dynein complex
Molecular function (GO): dynein light intermediate chain binding; dynein intermediate chain binding
Source: RefSeq, a predicted model, not a curated record